Messenger RNA from Trematosphaeria pertusa, 1231 nucleotides. RefSeq names its product carbohydrate-binding module family 1 protein. The transcript is spliced from 2 exons. Lineage: Eukaryota; Fungi; Ascomycota; Dothideomycetes; Pleosporales; Trematosphaeriaceae. The record is from RefSeq and is a predicted model, not a curated record. Gene Ontology annotation, cellular component: extracellular region. Gene Ontology annotation, biological process: carbohydrate metabolic process. The coding region runs from base 120 to 779 and encodes 219 amino acids. Gene Ontology annotation, molecular function: cellulose binding.
UGCUUGCCGCUUUGGCGGGCACUGCUUCGGCGGUUGUGAAGGAUUGGCAACAAUGUCCGCUCUUAAGAUAUAUCAACAUAUUCGUUCGUGCAAGGCACUAAUCAUUCGCAGGCGGUGGAAUGAACUUCUCUGGAGACUCCGCUUGCGCGUCAGGUUCAGGGUGUGUUAAAAUCAACGAUUACUACUCCCAAUGUCAACCGGGCGCCGCCCCAGCAAACCCUCAACCCGAUCCCGCACCCACUGAUUCCGCUCCAACCUCCGUCCUCGGUACCCCCACUGCAACAGGCACGCCCGCGGGCACCGGCCCGGGAACCACCCUCCAAAGCGGUUACUACUGGAUCCGCGCGGUAGAAGCACCCAACUUCCACAAAUACAUGCAAACCAAACCCCUGUACUCCACCGGCCCGGCCCUCCUCGGCGACUACACCACCGCGGGCCAAUUCCAAGUCGUCGACGGCCAACUCGUGCAACUCGUCUCCGCCGCCGGCGCAAAGCCCGAAACGCUGCUAUACGGCAUCGUGAACCCGACGCGCCAGAUCAACAACAUGAGCCUGGCGGUCAGCUUCAGCGAGACAAAGAACACGUACGGCAAGUUUGGAUGGCAGGGCGAUGGGCUGACGUGGAGCGUGGAGGGCAUUACUAGGCCGAAUGGACUCGCGUGGUAUGUGUGUACCGGGCAGCAGCUUUAUAUCAAUUUGGGCAAUUAUUUGUAUCAGACGCCGAGUGGGUGUGUGGAUGAGACGAUUCAUUACUAUAAUGAUAAGACGGCGAAUAACUAGGCGUGGGUGUGGAUCGUGCAGAAGCGGACUGCGACCGGGUUGUAUAUAGGAAUCAAACAUAUCCAGCCGAGUAUGCGGUUUACAAAUUCGAGAGAAGUGAUGCUUUUUAUGUGCAUGUAGCAACAUCCCUCCGGCUCUUCCUCAACCCCACAGCAGCGCCGCGGGCAUCAAUGAAGAGGGCCAAAAAUUCCUCGCCGACCCAGAGGGCCGACGAAAGCAUGGUCGAAAAUUGUAGUUUUCAACUAGCAAAAAGCUGAGCUCAGACGGGGUCUUCACUGCUGCAGCUGAUGCCCUUGCACUUGGAUGAGGAGGUCGACUGGGGACCGGGGAAGAGGUGGUUAUAUAGAUAUGGAUGUGGUUGAUGCCUAGCGAGGUGCCGGAGUUGUGUUCGUUGGGGGCAGUUGAGGCGGAGCGGUAGGCAGAUAGGGUCACGUGGCCGGGGUGCCUGGAGG